AUGGCUAUCAAGCUAGAUCACGCAAACGAAGCCGUGAUAACCAGGUCUGUGGUAGACCAAAGCGAGAAGACCAUAAAAUACCACGCUCUUAUUAUUGCCACGGGCUCGUCAACACCAUCUCCACUUCUGGGUCUUAACUCCAACGCAGAUACUCUUCCAAAGAGCAUAAUCGUUGCCGGCGGUGGCCCUGCAGGAAUUGAAACCCCCGGUGAACUAGGCGAGCACCUGAACGGAACACUUGGGUGGCUGAGUCGCAGACUCGAUAAUGGCAAGGUGCAAAUUACCGUCGUUACAUCGGCCUCCAAGAUUCUGCCUGUACUGAGACCCAGCAUCACUAAGAAGCCGGAGGAUUUUCUCGCGCGGGUGUGUAUUACUGAGUUAAAGGAUGCCAGAGUCACGAGUGUGCAGCCUCUUCAGUCGGGGAGCGAAGAUGCAUUGGGGACUAAGACGACAGUAACCCUUAGCGAUGGGCGUGUUCUCGAAGCCGAUAUCUACAUCCCUGCUACCGGAACAACUCCUAGUAUUGGGUUCCUGGACAGGUCACUACUGGUCUCUGACGGACGCAUGGAUGCUAACAAGGGUACAUUGAGGGUAGAGAAAGCCGGGGAACGAGUCUACGCUAUCGGCGACGUGGCAUCAUACGCACGGGCAGCAGUGCAUGCCAUCUUGAGCGCCAUCCCGGCUCUAUGUGCUAAUGUUAGGCGCGAUUUACUGCUUGCCGAAUGGAUUGUUCCUGAUUGGGAUGAUCAUGUGUUUGUCGAAGAUACUCGGGAGACACGGCUUGUUCCGAUUGGGCAGGGUUGGGGUGUGGGUGCUGCCAUGGGGUGGCAGUUGCCUGGUUUCUUUGUUUGA
Molecule: messenger RNA, 852 nt
Organism: Penicillium cinerascens
Lineage: Eukaryota; Fungi; Ascomycota; Eurotiomycetes; Eurotiales; Aspergillaceae
Exons: 2
Coding region: 1-852 (283 amino acids)
Cellular component (GO): cytoplasm
Molecular function (GO): flavin adenine dinucleotide binding; electron-transferring-flavoprotein dehydrogenase activity
Source: RefSeq, a predicted model, not a curated record